AGAAUGUCUGCUUAAUGACUUAAAUGUCAACCAAGUUGGUUUGAUGGGUUGGUUGAUUAUGGUCUAUAUACAGUAUGGCUGGGCGGUAUACAGUACAGAGGGACUUCCUGGAUUGCAGCACCAAGUUAGAGAGAGUAACAGAAUGGGGACAUGAAGUGACAGUUCACACCCAUCAGAGAGACACAGGGCUCCUGAUCAACAGGAGGAGAGAGCACACAGAGAGACCAGAAGACACAGACAGAGACAGUGACAAGAAGAGAAAGAGGAAAGAGACCCCGGUACUGUGAUUGAUUCAUCAAGGCAGUGGAAACAGGAUGUGGGUCCUCACCUCGGCAGCUCUACUUCUCUCUCUGACAGAGAGAGCCACAUGCGAUAAACUGGCAGCACCACCAAAGGCAUCACCCUGGACCAUCACCUUCAGUCCAGAAGAAAUAACAGCAGAGAAGGGACUAUGUGCUGUUAUUUCAUGUACUUUCACUCACCCUGAUAACUUCAAGCCUACCGCUGCAAUAUGGUUCAAGUGCCCUACAAGUGACAGAUGUGAUAAGGAUGAAAACAUAAUUUUCCACUCUGAAACUCCCUCUAAAGCUCAGAAGAGUUAUAAACAGAGAGUGUCUCUACUGGAGACUGAUCUGACAAAGAAGAACUGUAGUGUGAUCAUCAACGACAUCAGAAAGAAUGAUGCUGGAAAGUAUCAAUUCAGACUUCCAACUUCAUAUACAUACCCGAAGAAAGUGACCAUCACAGUGAGCGCUCGGACCCAGAAGCCCUCAGUGUUGACUCCUCCUCUGACAGAGGGAGAACCAGCUACUCUGACCUGCACCGCCCCGGGGAUGUGCUCUGGAACUCCUCCUAACAUCACAUGGACAUGGAGAGGAACAGGAGACAACAUCACUGAGCUCAGAGACAACAUCACCAUACAGGAGAGAGAGGACCUGACCACUGUGACAACAACCCACUUCUCAACGUUGACCUUUACCCCCUCAGCUGAACACCACAACAUGAUGGUUACGUGUCAAGUAACCUUCCAGAAAAAAUAUAAAAUUGAAGAGACAGUAACUUUGAAUGUGACAUAUGUGAAAGACCCCCAAAUAACUGGACAUGUAAUGGUGAAGGAGGAUGGUACCCUGGAUCUGAUCUGCAGUGUUGACAGUUACCCUCCAUCUGAUAUCACUUGGAGUAAGAACGGGACAAGUGCCCCACUUCAGAAUUACACUGAAAAUGCCACUCUCACCAUCUGCAAUGUGACAAGAGAACAUGCUGGGGAGUAUGUGUGUACAGUUCAACACCUCAACAGGACUAUGACAGCUUCCACUGUUGUCACUGUGAUGUACCUUCCCGUGAUUCUUCCUGGCUCUGGGUGUGUGGACCAGGCAGAGGUCAUGACCUGUGUGUGUGUCAGUCAGGGGGUUCCCUCACCCCUCAUAGUGUGGCACCUGCUGGAGCUCAACACAGUGAGGUGCAGCCUCACUACGUCAGUGUUGAGUUCCUCAGUGAACAGCACCAUCAGGCUGCCUGUUGGACACCACAACAACACCACUGUGGAGUGUGUCAGCAGCAAUGUGGUGGGUGUAGUGAGAGAGAAGCUGCAGGUCACACAAAAUAAGAGCCAAGAAAAGCAAAGAGAGAUGGAAUGGGAAGGAAUUAUAGCUUUGCUGUCGGACCUAAAACUGAUUACUGCAUUUGUGGUUGGUGCAGCCCUCUCAGCCACCAUCUGUUGUAUCUUCCUGUGUUUGAAAGGGAAAUGUAAAAGACAAAAAGAGAGGAUCCCAAUGUACUCAGACUCCAAAAGUCCUUUCAUGAACCUGGAGAUGGUGACAUGUGAAGACCAACAGACGGAUGCAGGACCGGCUGUGGGGGGCGAACAGACCCCUCUGCAGUUGGAGCUGAGCGAGGGAGCUGAAAACGGAGGGCCCCAGACCAGUGGAGCCGCGGGAAAAUUUGCCACAGGGGAAGAACUAAAUGAAGUGGACUACGCCAGAAUCAACUACUCCCUGCUGAAGAAGAAGACUCCUGAGGAGGCAGAGAAGAAGAUCACUACCACAGAGACAGACUACGCCAAAAUCAAAAGAGAGAAAAAGAAAGAAGGGGAUGAAGAUGGAAGAGAGGGGAGUGGUGUGAAUAUGGGGAAGGAUGAGGAGAAAGAGAACAGUAAGCCAGCAGCAGAGUCAGAUGAGGAUACAGCGCUUUACUCCAACGUCAAGGCUAUUAUGGGUGGUGGUGAGUGACAAAGCAAUUUUCGCUAGAAACAUGGGGGAAAGCAUACAGUAUUAGCCAUGGGGUCUUAUAUAAUUUUCUGAGUCCGGAUUGAGUUUUAUGAUGAUACUGAGACUUUUGUUUAACUGUAAUAGUAGUUUCGGUAAAUGCUUUGUUUUACAGCGUUGUGUCAGCUGGUACUGUAUGUUCCUGGUGGUUGUACAAUUUCAAUAAGAAUAUUUUCUAGUUGUACAUAGAAGCAAGUUUUGGUAAUGUUUUUCAAGGAAGUGUCAUUUGACUUCUGUAAUAAUUCUGUUUUGUCACCACGAGGAAGGACUGACAAAGAUGUGGUUUGGAAAAGGUAAAGACAAGUUGACUUGAUUGUUGACUGAUUGUUGACAACAUGUAAAGUAUAUUUCUUCUCCAAUGUUUAUUGAAAAUAAACAUAUUACAUAUUACAAUAUUAACAUGGACGUGACAUCAGUCAAAAUAAGACAUGCUAUCAAGAACGAGUUAAAACUAGCUGAAACGAGCCACCUACGAUUCCCUAGAUGGCAUCUUUGUGUCAUUGCUGCUACUGUAGCUGUCUGGCCAUCCAGAAUCACGACAACACACGGCCUUCAGCCCCAUUGAAGCGUGUGUAUCGUUUGUGACAUUGUCAGCUCACCACUAUCUGAGAAUAUUUUUCUAUUAUAGGUGUUCAUGAUUUCAACAUGAUUUUAUAUACACUUUUUCCAUUUGUUUGUUCUCUGAAAUCUGUUCAAAACAUGUAUAAAUGGUGUAUUUCUUUUUUUGCUAUUUCCAACCUACCAUCAACACAAAUUUCAUUCAACAAUAAUUACAGGCUACCAAUGGUAUAAAUCAUGAAUGGCCAACUUUGAUGGGGGUGGGGGCCACAAAAAAAUCUGAACUCGUCAGGGGGGCAGCAGUGGCUCGUGGGUCUGCUUAACAACAUCCAUACUCACACAUGUAGUCAGAGCUGGCGGUAACCUUUUGGGGGCCCUAAGAAAAAUGUUGUUUCCCCUACCUUGUGAGCACAACAUUUUAGGGCCCCACUCUUGACCUCAAAAAAAUUAUUAUUCUACACAUUUUGCCAUGGGACUUAGAGAAAUGAUGCAAUACGUACACAUUCUGUCAAGGGGUUCAGAGAAGAUUUUGCCAUUUUAUUACUAAUUUCAUGCUAUUUUACUUAUUUUACCAUGAUUCAUACAUAAAUAGCAAACAUUCGGAUAGUAUACAACUUAAAAGCAUAAUGUACUUUUUUUCUGGCUAGUCCAAAUUAGAUCUAUUUCUUGCAUAUUGCAGCAUUAUGCUGCGCUAUGAGUAUUCUAUGUUCCGAAAUAUAUAAUCCAACCGCAAGGCGCUACAGAGGGAAAUAGUACAAGUACAUCACUUGGUCCAAGCUUCCUGCCAUCCAGUACCUCUAUAUUAGGCGUGUCAUAUUAGGCGUUCUCUCUGCUAUCACAUGGUAAGCGGUACUGGAGUGCCAAGUCUAGGUCCAAACGGCUCUUUAACAGCUUCUACCCCCAAGCCAUAACACUGCUGAACAAUUAAUCAAAUGGCCACCCAGACUAUUUUCCUAGCCACCACGCUUCCACAUCUGCAUUGCUUGCGGUUUGGGGUUUUAGGCUGGGUUUCUGUAUAGCACCUUGUGAAAUCGGCUGAUGUAAAAAGGGCUUCAUAAAGAAAUUUGAUUGAUUGAUUGAUUUGCAUUGACACCAUUUAUGAACAGAGCAGAACAAUAUCUCCUAGGUUCUUCCACAAUAAAUGAUAUUGAACUAGA
Molecule: messenger RNA, 3979 nt
Organism: Oncorhynchus keta (chum salmon)
Lineage: Eukaryota; Metazoa; Chordata; Actinopteri; Salmoniformes; Salmonidae
Product: sialic acid-binding Ig-like lectin 5
Exons: 9
Coding region: 315-2228 (637 amino acids)
Source: RefSeq, a predicted model, not a curated record